CGCGGCUGGGCGGUCUGUCCCUCCCGCUCCGGCGGCGGAGGGGCUCGCGAGACGCUGUCGCGGGGUGCUGUGGAGACGGAGGUCUAGGGCGCAGCGCCUCGGUUCUGCCACGCUGGACCGCCCACUCCCCGUCCGCCUGGCGCGGCCGUCCCCGCCUCGGACACGCCGCGCUCCCCGGCCCUGAGGGAAAGCGAGAUCCCAGCCCCAGGCCGGGGGGGCGGCGAGGGGGCGGGCGCCCCAAGGGACCAGACCGCGGGCUUGGGGGGACUUCGCCUCCCACACUAAGGUCUAGAAAAGCCAAGGAGCUGCUGCAGUCACAUUUCCGGGAGCCGUGGGCACGUCGCAGCCAGCCCCGGCUGAGGGGGCCGCACCGCUCCGCCGCCCACCCCGUGGGACGCCGACGCAGCCGCUCCACCCGCCAGUCAGGGCCCGGAGGCUCCUAAGAUGGCCGCCGCCGCUUCCGGGCCCGCCCCGCCCCGGAAGUGGAAGCGCGAGGUCAGGGGGCGGGAUCGCUGCCUGGAGACGGCGGGAGCGCCUUCGCCAUGGCUGCCGGGCCCAUUUCCGAGAGGAACCAGGAUGCCACCGUGUACGUGGGGGGCCUGGACGAGAAGGUCAGCGAGCCCCUGCUGUGGGAGCUGUUUCUCCAGGCGGGACCCGUGGUCAACACCCACAUGCCGAAGGACAGGGUCACUGGUCAGCACCAAGGCUAUGGUUUCGUGGAGUUCUUGAGUGAGGAAGAUGCUGACUAUGCCAUUAAGAUCAUGAACAUGAUCAAACUCUACGGGAAGCCAAUUCGGGUGAAUAAGGCCUCAGCUCACAACAAAAACCUGGAUGUGGGGGCCAACAUCUUCAUUGGGAACCUGGACCCGGAGAUUGAUGAGAAGCUACUCUACGAUACUUUUAGCGCGUUUGGGGUCAUCUUACAAACCCCAAAGAUCAUGCGGGACCCCGACACAGGCAACUCCAAAGGUUAUGCCUUCAUUAAUUUUGCUUCAUUUGAUGCUUCGGAUGCGGCGAUUGAAGCCAUGAACGGGCAGUACCUGUGCAACCGCCCGAUCACCGUGUCCUAUGCCUUCAAGAAGGACUCCAAGGGUGAGCGCCACGGCUCUGCUGCCGAGCGACUCCUGGCAGCCCAGAACCCGCUCUCCCAGGCCGACCGCCCUCAUCAGCUGUUCGCAGAUGCUCCUCCUCCGCCCUCUGCCCCCAACCCCGUGGUAUCAUCACUGGGGUCUGGGCUUCCUCCACCAGGCAUGCCUCCUCCAGGCUCCUUCCCACCCCCAGUGCCGCCUCCCGGAGCCCUUCCACCUGGGAUACCCCCUGCCAUGCCACCGCCGCCGAUGCCUCCUGGGGCUGGAGGCCAUGGCCCCCCCUCGGCAGGAACCCCAGGGGCUGGACACCCUGGACAUGGACAUUCUCAUCCUCAUCCAUUCCCACCGGGCGGGAUGCCCCAUCCAGGAAUAUCUCAGAUGCAGCUGGCUCAUCAUGGUCCCCAUGGCUUAGGACACCCCCACGCUGGGCCCCCAGGCUCUGGGGGGCAGCCACCUCCCCGGCCACCACCUGGAAUGCCGCAUCCUGGACCUCCUCCGAUGGGCAUGCCUCCCCGAGGCCCCCCCUUUGGAUCGCCCAUGGGUCACCCAGGCCCUAUGCCUCCACACGGCAUGCGCGGACCUCCCCCCCUGAUGCCGCCUCACGGAUACACCGGGCCCCCGAGACCCCCGCCCUACGGCUACCAGCGUGGGCCCCUCCCUCCACCCAGGCCCACUCCCCGGCCUCCGGUUCCCCCUCGUGGUCCUCUUCGAGGCCCUCUCCCUCAGUAAUUGCGCAUUAUCUCUCUUUCCUCCUGUCACGUUCUCCCAGUGUUGUUUCAGUUCCUUGGACCAACUGGGGUUGCCAUAGCUCCCUGAGGCUAAAGCUAGUUCUCGUAGGCCUUUUUUAAGUAUAAGUUUUAAACAGGAGGCUUAUUAUUUUUUUCUACGUUGGUCCUGAGUGUUUUACAAAUGCACAGAGAAAGUAAAGUCAAACUCCUCGUUUUUC
Messenger RNA from Condylura cristata (star-nosed mole), 2034 nucleotides. It is a transcript of the gene SF3B4, whose product is annotated as splicing factor 3b, subunit 4, 49kDa. Gene Ontology annotation, cellular component: nucleolus; U12-type spliceosomal complex. The record is from RefSeq and is a predicted model, not a curated record. NCBI's taxonomy places the organism in Eukaryota, Metazoa, Chordata, Mammalia, Eulipotyphla, Talpidae. Bases 543 to 1817 code for a protein of 424 amino acids. The transcript is spliced from 6 exons. Gene Ontology annotation, biological process: positive regulation of mRNA splicing, via spliceosome. Gene Ontology annotation, molecular function: RNA binding.